Molecule: messenger RNA, 2333 nt
Organism: Rana temporaria (common frog)
Lineage: Eukaryota; Metazoa; Chordata; Amphibia; Anura; Ranidae
Gene: DGLUCY
Product: D-glutamate cyclase
Exons: 13
Coding region: 58-1950 (630 amino acids)
Biological process (GO): glutamate metabolic process
Molecular function (GO): D-glutamate cyclase activity
Source: RefSeq, a predicted model, not a curated record
GUUUUGCUGCAGUUAUAUGCAGUCCCUAUCCUGUGAUAACAAGAGACCAAGACCGCCAUGGACUCACCUGUAGGGUCAGUACCUGAGGAGGACUCUGAUAUGGUUUGCCUGCAGGCCUUACGGACUCUCCUCCCCGCUACGGCCCGGAGUUUAAUCCGGCACAACAAAAUCGCCACCCGCAACACCUCGGGCAUGUCCGCUGGCUAUAAUCAAGCCAAUGUGGUAAUCCUGCACAGAUCACUGGCUGAUGAUUUUGAAAAGUUCUGUCGAGCCAACAGUGGCCCCCUUCCUCUGUUAUAUCGCAGUGCCCCAGGUGAAUGGAAGUGUCCACCACUGAGCACAGAGUCAGAUAUACGGACGGACUGCCUCCUGUAUCAGAGAUAUGAAAAUGGCACCUUCGCGGGAAGUCUCGCCAGCCUUGAGAACUACUCAGAGCAGUUGAAGGACAUGGUGACGUUUUAUCUGGGCUGCAGCUUCUCUUUCGAAAGCGCCAUGCAAAAACUCGGGGUACCUGUGAGGAAUGUAGAGCAGGGGCGUAAUGUGAGCAUGUACAAGACAGCCAUCCCCUGCCACGAGGUGGGCAACUUCUCCUGCAAUCUAGUGGUCACCAUGCGGCCGAUUCCUCAGGCCAAAUUGGAUACAGCAGCGAUAGCAACGCAUCCUAUGAAACAGUAUCAUGGGGCCCCUAUCCAUAUCGGCUCCCCAGAUCUCCUGGGUAUAAAGGAUCUUCAGAAAACAGAUUAUGGUGAUCCAGUAGAGGCUCAGCCUGAGGAUGUCCCCGUCUUCUGGGCUUGCGGUGUCACUGGUGUGGAAGCGGUCAUAAGCUGCAAAUCUCCCCUGGCAUUCACACAUUCUCCUGGCUGCAUGUUCAUCACAGACAUAAAGAAUGAGGAGGCACCAGAGUCCGACUCCGUCCAGACCCCCCUGGUCGUCCAGAUCUCCUCUGAUCCCCUACAGUACAGCCUGGUGUCACAGCGGGCAGCAGACAAGAUCCGAGCGCUGGAGAAAAUCAUUGGAGUGGAUCCAGGUGACCGGGGAAUAAAGAACCUUCUUGUCCGGGAUGAGCUCCUGAAGUCUUGUUUGUCUCUAUCUCAUGCCAAAUCCAUCCUCAUAACCACCGGCUUCCCCACCCACUUCCAGCACCAGCCUCCAGAGGAGAACGACGGACCACCCGGGGCAAUCGCAAUGGCGGCCAUGCUGCAGGCUCUGGGGAAGAAGGUUGCCAUCGUAACAGAUGAGCGUGCCAUUGAUUUGAACAGGAGCAUCAUAGAGAAGGCCGUAGAGCAAGGAGUGCUGAAAACGCCUGUGCCUUUGUUAUCUUACAAGGCGGAUGCUCCAGAUAGCGCUUUAAAAUUCCUGUGUGGGAGUGAAGAUCCGGCCUUGCCCAGGUUUGACCACUUGGUCGCCAUAGAACGUGCUGGACGGGCCAAGGAUGGUAAUUAUUACAACGCCAGGAAAAUAAACAUCAAACACUUGGUGGAUCCCAUCGACGACUUAUUUGAGGCUGCACAGAAUAUCCGCGGUAUAUCGACGACCGGUAUCGGCGAUGGCGGGAAUGAACUUGGUACCGGCAAGGUGAAGGAACUGGUGAAGAAGCAUAUCCCAAAUGGUGACACCAUAGCCUGCGACGUUGCUGCUGACUUUGUAGUUAUCGCUGGUGUGUCUAACUGGGGAGGUUAUGCCGUAUCCUGCGCCUUGUAUCUCUUGAAUACCUGUGAGAUUCAUGAGCGAUACCUGAGAAGAGCCGUUGGAUUCCCCAGGUUGUCAGAGAGAGAGAGCUGGGUGUCCUCCCUGCCUUCUGUCAGUAAGGAGGAGAAGCUGCUGGAGAUAUUAAUCCAACAUGGAGUCCGCAGCGGAAAGACGGCAAGCUUGGCCAUGGAGGUUGAUGCGCUUCCAUUCUUCAACACCCAUUCUGACAUGAUCAAGAGUCUUCUGGAUGUUACAUUGUAACCCGCAGGAGUGUCAGCAGGCCACACUCGCCUGCCCCGCACACCUUAUAUACUGGGGCCCGGUGUCUCUGUACUGUCACCAGGCCACACCCACCUGCACCGCACACCUUAUACCGGGGUCCGGUGUCUCUGUACUGUCACCAGGUCAGACCCACCUGCACCGCACACCUUAUACCGGGGCCCAGUGUCUCUGUACUGUCACCAGGCCACACCCACCUGCACCGCACACCUUAUACCGGGGUCCGGUGUCUCUGUACUGUCACCAGGCCACACCCACCUGCCCCGCACACCUUAUACCGGGGUCCGGUGUCUCUGUACUGUCACCAGGUCACACCCACCUGCACCGCACACCUUAUACCGGGGUCCGGUGUCUCUGUACUGUCA